This is a messenger RNA of Coccinella septempunctata (seven-spotted ladybird), 3456 nucleotides long. Its product is annotated as equilibrative nucleoside transporter 1-like. Bases 245 to 1642 code for a protein of 465 amino acids. The record is from RefSeq and is a predicted model, not a curated record. Gene Ontology annotation, cellular component: plasma membrane. Gene Ontology annotation, molecular function: nucleoside transmembrane transporter activity. Gene Ontology annotation, biological process: nucleoside transmembrane transport. Lineage: Eukaryota; Metazoa; Arthropoda; Insecta; Coleoptera; Coccinellidae. The transcript has 9 exons.
CAAACAAACUGCUGUCACUUUCAUUCUUCCCGAGGGUAAUCAAUCAAUUCUGAACGUUGGUUAUUCGAUUAUUUCAAUUAAAGUCCGAUAAAACGUGACAAUUUUCGUCACUAGGGAAUGUGGCUUUGUUUAGAUUGUGUCCACUAAUGGAUGUCCUUUGAACCACAUAUCAGAAUGAAAGUUCCAAAUUUGGGAGACAGAUCAUCAUAAGCAGAAUUAAUCAAUCCUUUGACCAACAGGGCAAAUGAGAAAAAUUUUAAUCUACCAGAUUGAAAUGGCUCAUUCAGGAAAACAACCCUUACUUCAAGCUGGGCAAGAUAUGGAUUCGGAUUUGGACAAAGAUGACGGUUCUGAGAUUGUUCUUGAUGCAUCUAUCAGGGAUACAUCUCGUAUAAUUCCUGGACAAACUAGAGACAAAUAUUACCUGACAUACUUCAGCUUUUAUCUUCUAGGAAUUGUUGUCAUAACACCCUGGUCAUUCUUUGUUACUGCAAAUGAUUAUUGGAUGUACAAGUUCAGAGAUGUGAACACAAACGUUUCAAUGUUCAUAAACGAAAAACAGACGACUCUACAGGUCGAAUUCACAUCUUUCCUCAACGUAGCCGCUUCUGUUCCUACGUUACUCUUUUUGAUUCUGAAUAUCUAUUUGAUAAAAAGGGUUUCUCUUAGUGCCAGAGUACUCACUGUGAUGAUAUUGAUGUUGUUUUUAUUCAUAAUGACUGUGAUUUUUGUUAAUGUUAAUACUGAUGGAUGGCAAGAACAAUUUUUCGUUUUGACUAUGGUCACAAUGAUCGUACUAAAUGGUUGCAGCGCUAUACUCAGCGGAAGUAUAUUCGGCAUUGUUGGCAACUUUUCCUCGAUCUACAUCACUGCGGUCAACAGUGGUCAAUCUCUGGGAGGAAUUUUCGCAGCCAUCGCCGAAAUUAUUUCCCUCGCUGUGGGUGCUUCGUCCACCCAUGCGGCAUUCGUGUACUUCAUCAUAGGAUCAGCGACCAUAUUCCUCGGUAUCAUUUGUUACGUACUUAUGGUGAACACCAUAUUUUUCAAGUACAAUAUAAGGGUUAAAUCUCUGGAAGAUUACUCAGAUUCCAGUUCCCUAAUAAAAGACGUAGAUUAUAGCGUGAUUUUCAGGAAAAUCUGGACCAUUGGAGUAACCUGUUUCAUGGUACUUUUCACCACUACUUGUGUGUCGCCUGGUGUGACGGUUUUGGUGGAGUCUGAAGGGAAGGGGCAAAGUAAAUGGAGCGACAUAUUCUUCGUUCCCGUCAUCAACUAUCUACUGUUCAACGUUUCGGACUACAUCGGCAGGUUGUCGGCGGGAAGGUUCACAAAACCUGACAAUCUGAUCGUUUUGGUGGUAAUGAGUUUUUCGAGACUGAUAUUCGUACCAUUGCUGCUCUUGUGUAACGCCCAACCAAGGCAUCAUCUGGACGUUGUGUUCUCGAGGGACUAUGAGUUCAUUAUAAUAUUGGCGCUGUUCGCCCUGAGCAAUGGAUAUCUGGUGAACGCAGCCGUCAUCAAGGCUCCAAAACUUGUGGAGCAGCAUGAAACUGAGGUCGCUCUGUGUAUAAUCUCUGUUUUCAUUGGCUUCGGCAUGGCGUUCGGUUCGCUCUCAGGAUAUUUGAUUGUUAAACUUCUUUGAGGUUAAGAAUGAAUUGGAUAGGAUGGAAUGGAAGUAAACGUUGUUAUAACUGCUGGCGGUAGACACGAAUUUAUGUAUACAUAGGUUUUUAGUGAUAAACAUACAUAUUUCGUUUCCGAUAGCCGUCAAAACAUUUUUCAGGAAUGAAGUAAUGAUCACGCCUUAACAGGAAGGCAAUGAAUACAAUAAUAAGAAUUAAAUUCAGAUGCAUACCACCCGCCGAGAUGAAUAUCAAACGAUCUGAAUUGAACUAGCCAAUUCGACAGCUAAAUGAGAACGUUCUACCGAAGAGAAUCGGAAAAGGAGCUGUGUUACUCUGACGAGGUCAAAUAAUGAGACCGAAACCAUAGUCAGCAUCUGCUCUUCUUCGGUGAAACGUUCUCCAUUAAGUUGUCCUGACGAUGGAAAAUUGGCUAGUUCAAUUCAGAUCGUAACACUUGUUGAUAUUCAUAUCUGAAUUAAUUCUUAUUAUUUUCAGGAAUUUAUAUAUGCUUUAGGCGAUAUAAUUUCAGUUUACACUUAGCUAACACUAUAAUAAUAAUAUUUAAGUUUAAUUUAAGCUCCUUGAUUUAAUUUGAUCUCUUUUAUGGUACUUGACGUAAUAUUUUUGAUAUUCAACCUAUUCAAAUCCGAAUUAUUUACUUAAACUUAAAGAGGAGUUGUUAAUUUAUAUAUUUUGCGAAUGAACCCAUGGGUUUCUCAAAUAUUGUACGAGAUAUACUCAGUGUAUAUGGUUGUAACCUUCCAAGUGAUUUAUGCUUUUUGAUCCGAUUACUACUGAACAAAAUACUCCUGAUCAUGUUGCUAAUAAAAUGAAAAAGGUACAACCAAUACUAUGCCCGGUGCUUUUACUUGCUAAAACUUAAGUAUAUAUUUAUGAAAAUUUUCGGUACAUAUCUGAAAAAUGUUCUGAGCUAAGACUAUGUGAUCCAGUGCUGUUCAAUGUGAUUUUGUUGUGCAAUCGAUAUUGUAUGUAAACCAAUCAAUUUAAGUAUAGAUAGGAUCAUUUAUAGUUGAAUAAUAUUUGAGUGAUGCUUAGUAUAUCAAGUUGUACCUAGGUGCCACAUGAAUUAGUAACAGUUUCCUUAAGAUGAUGUAACAUUUGUUUUAAAUACCUAAGCAAUAAAUUCCUCAUGCAUUUUUUGUAACUUGAUGAGACUCACCAACCAGUUUUUGCAUUUUCAAUUCGUAUCUAUCUAAUCUGUGUUCGUUUUCACUCUGGUAGCAAAUCUUAAUUUUUUUAUAUCAGUCUGAACAUUAGAUAAAGAAUAUGUCUCUUUUUAAAGUAUCGUUGUUGAAACAUCACAUAAGUUAUGAAAUGGUUCGCUCAAGUUGUAUUGUUGAGAUUUUAUAUGGAAUGUUUAAGUGUUAAUGAAUUUUAUUAGUAAUUUGUUAUUCGCAUGUACUUUUAUUGUUAUUUUUGCCUGUUGAAAAUUUAUGACCUUAUUGUUUUAUUUAUUACUGUGAUUAUUUCUUUCUUUUGGUCUCUCUAAAUGUGAAUUUAUUUCCAAAGGUGCGAAAAUGUGAAAUUGUUGAUUCUUAGUUUUUUUUUUAUGAAACUGAGAAAAUCCCUUUAUCUAUAGUUCUGCGGAAUUAUAUCAUUGAAUUAAUUGACUGUGAUGUUGUGAACCUAUAUACCUACUACUUAGAUAUUAUAUUGUAUAUUUAUACAAUUGUUACUUUUUGUUAGUCAUUUGAUAGCUUUAGGUGAUUUUCUGUUGACAUACCUAUUCUAAUGUCUAUGUCAUAUUGUAUAAACUCGAUGUAUGAACAAAAUGUAUCUAUAUAUUUUAAAUAAAAGGAAUCAAUGAGAA